AGAAGUGGACUCUACAAGUUGCCGCAGCAAGUGUAUAUAUAGAGGUUUUACACAGGCAUAUGUUUUUAGUGUCGGCACACAGACAUCAGAGAGAUGUCAGCUAUCGAAGUUGAAAAAAACAGAGUCGGGGAAACAUCUUCUGCCUGUAAAGGAAAUAAGCACAACAUGACCACGACACCUGGAGAUACCCAAAACCAUGAUCCCAAUCCUUCUGCAGCUCCUCCUGGGUUACCCAUACCUGUCAGUGAUCUGGAAGUCAAGUACACCAAGAUAUUUAUAAACAAUGAAUGGCAUGACUCCAGCUGUGGCAGGAAAAUCCCUGUCUACAACCCUGCAACAGGAGAAAAGAUCUGUGAGGUGGAAGAAGGAGAUGAAGAAGAUGUUGACAAGGCCGUCAAAGCUGCUAAAGAGGCAUUUCAGCUAGGGUCAGUUUGGCGCAGAAUGGAUGCUUCAGACAGAGGAAGGCUCUUGAACAAGCUGGCUGACUUGGUUGAAAGGGAUCAACUGAUUCUAGCUACUAUGGAAACUAUUGACUCUGGGAAACUGUUCCUCAUUGCAUACUUUGUCGAUUUGAUGGCUGCAAUAAAAACCUUGCGAUACUACGGUGGCUGGUCUGACAAAAUCCAAGGCCGGACAAUCCCUGUAGAUGGAGAGUAUUUUACAUUCACAAGACAUGAACCAGUUGGUGUAUGUGGACAAAUCAUACCAUGGAACUUCCCAUUGUUGAUGUUUAUCUGGAAAAUUGCUCCUGCACUCUGCUGUGGUAAUACAGUGGUUAUCAAACCUGCUGAGCAAACUCCACUCACUGCACUCCACAUGGCAGCUUUAAUGAAAGAGGCUGGUUUUCCUCCUGGUGUGGUCAACGUUGUUCCAGGGUAUGGUUCCACAGCAGGGGCAGCGAUUGCCAGUCACAUGUACAUAGACAAAGUGGCCUUCACUGGCUCAACUGAGGUUGGCAAACUGAUAAAAGAAGCUGCAGGAAAAAGCAACCUAAAAAGAGUAACACUGGAGCUGGGAGGCAAGAACCCCAACAUCAUAUUUGCUGAUGCUGAUUUGGACCAUGCAGUGGAACAGGCACACCACGGUCUGUUUUUCAAUCAAGGCCAGUGCUGCCUGGCAGGAUCCAGGAUAUUUGUGGAGGAGACCAUUUAUGAUGAGUUUGUACGCAAGAGUGUGGAGCGAGCCAAGCGGCGUGUUUUAGGAAACCCUUUCAUCCCUGGAGUGGAUCAGGGUCCACAGAUUGACAAAAAGCAGUUUGAUAAAAUCCUGGAAUUGAUUGAGAGUGGGAGGAAGGAGGGAGCCAAGCUGGAAUGUGGAGGAUCACCAUGGGGAGACAAAGGCCUCUUCAUUCAACCUACAGUAUUCUCAGAUGUUACAGAUGAAAUGCGUAUUGCCAAAGAAGAGAUAUUUGGACCAGUCCAACAGAUUAUGAAGUUUAAAACUCUUGAUGAAGUCAUUAAGAGAGCCAACAGCACACACUAUGGUUUGGUAGCAGGAGUUUUCACUCAGAACAUCAAUAAAGCACUCACCAUUGCAUCAUCCCUCCAAGCUGGUACAGUGUGGGUUAACUGCUACAAUGCAAUGAGUUCCCAGUGUCCUUUUGGAGGGUUUAAAAUGUCUGGGAAUGGAAGGGAAAUGGGUGAAUAUGGCCUGCAAGAAUACACAGAGAUAAAGACUGUUACAAUCAAAAUCCCUCAGAAGAAUUCCUAAGUUACAGACUUUUCCAAGAAGACAAUAAAGCAUGCAAAUAUAUCACACCAGUGGCUUUUUUUGGUCAUUUCAGUAGUACAAUAAAUGUGAAUUUUUAUUUGAGGCCCUUCUGCUGAAGAAACCCCAUAUAGAACAGCAGAAAUACUUUAAAACAAUACCAAUGGGGUUUUAGGACUGUACUGCAUUUCUGUAAUGUUUGUGGUCUUAAACACUGGCAAUUUUUAUCUAAUGGUCAUACAAAAAAAAAGGGAGUUGUGCAGGUCAUCUGCAGGGAAAACAUUUAGGGGAGAGGGGGCAAGAUUGAAAGCACUGGUUGAGACCUAAAUGUGCAAUUGUGGCAAUGUGCCCCGCCCCUGUGUGCAUUUCUGUGUUGUAUGUUGCGUGUGGUGUGUUAAUGUUGGUGUAUAGAUAUGGCUGCACAGGAUAUAAAUGGGUGUGUGCAGCACAAGUUAUUUAAAAUGUUAAUUGUAUUUAGACACGGGGAUUGCACUUCACUUCACGUGCAUUUAAAGUAUAUGUGAGCACGAGGUUGCACAUAAUUAAUUCACGUGCUGGGAUUCAAGUGAAUAAUUAAUUGAUAAUUGAAUCCCGGCACAACAGUAUAUAUAGAUGCACGUUUUACUCACUCGGGGUUGUGUGUUCGGUGAGUGGAGAACGGGUAUGGAGAGAAAGUAAAGUAAAGUAAAGUAAAAAACAAUUGCUAUCGCGUGCUGGUAGGACCAGCACGAUACUUUUUUGUUUAUUUUUACUCACCGUGUUUGUGUGUCUGUCCGUCCACCGUUUGUUAAGUGUUAGUCCGUUUUGUUUGUCUGUUUUAUUUGGCCUUAAGUGCCAUGUCCUGUCUUCUGUUUUGUUCAACCUUUUUAUUUUCUGUGUGUUAAUAAAACGCUGAGCACCGCAACAUCUCAGAUUCAUUGCAACAACUGUCUGUCUGUGUGAUUCUCUCUGGCCUGAAGUCAUCCCUGCAGCUAGCCUGUCAUAGCAAUCUGUAAUAUUUAUUUGCUUUCCUGCUAGAGCACAGGGCCAAGAAAAUGUUUCAAUUUAACACAAACGUUGAUGCAUUUCACACAUUUUGGGCUGGUAAUUAAGGUUAAGGUUCAAUAAUGAAACUACAUCUCUAACUGAAUAAUUGUUAUUUUAUUUUACAUGCCGUUUAAUCAUGUACAACUAAAUACAUUUUGUUUGUGAA
Molecule: messenger RNA, 2899 nt
Organism: Acipenser ruthenus (sterlet)
Lineage: Eukaryota; Metazoa; Chordata; Actinopteri; Acipenseriformes; Acipenseridae
Product: aldehyde dehydrogenase 1A1-like
Exons: 14
Coding region: 94-1710 (538 amino acids)
Molecular function (GO): benzaldehyde dehydrogenase (NAD+) activity
Source: RefSeq, a predicted model, not a curated record